Molecule: messenger RNA, 1296 nt
Organism: Trichobilharzia regenti
Lineage: Eukaryota; Metazoa; Platyhelminthes; Trematoda; Strigeidida; Schistosomatidae
Source: the annotation of a GenBank genome assembly
AUUUACUCAAUUAAUAAACAGCAUUAAUUACAUUUAUUAUUUAGUUGAAAUUUAAUAAUGAUCAUGAGUACUACUCACAUAAAACAUGAAAAUCCUUCAACUGAUGAUCAACAUUUUGAUCUUAAAAAUAAACAAAUUAAUGGAUUUACUAUCGAUGCUAUCUUAGGAAAUCGCACUAUUAGACAGAAUAAAAUAUCUUUAAGUGAAAUGGAAAUAACUUCAAUAGAUAAUAAAUGUUUUAAACAAAUUAAUACGUGUUACAAUAAUUCAACAUUUAACACAGGUAACAGAAUGAUAUAUCAACCAAAGACGUCGAUAGUAUCUCAAUACCCAUUUGAUAAACAAUGGAAUAAUUAUGAAAUAUCAGCAAAUAAUACUACAAUUACUACUAACACUACUUCUAUUAGUAAUAAUAAUAAUAAUAGCGCACAGGAUGAUCAUUUCGACGAAUCUAAUCAUCACCAUCAACAUAUUAGAGAAAACCAAGAAAUUUCAAAACAUUAUAAAAAUCGUAGUCCACGUAUCCCAUUUACCCGGGAUCAGUUAUAUGGAUUAGAGACAAAAUUUCAAAAAUCUAAAUAUUUAAGUGGUUGGGAGGUGAAACAAUUGGCAAAAAAUUUAAAUCUUACAGAAACACGAGUUAAAAUAUGGUUUCAAAAUCGACGAGCAAGAGAACGUCGUGAUUCUACUGAAGGAAAUCUGUAUUCACAUAAUUCCAAAGAAGUUGCAGAAACAAAUUAUAAAUAUUCAAAUUAUUCUUUACAUGAAAACGAUAAUUGUACUAUACCAGUGAAUAAACACAAUGAUAUGAUAACUGAGAAUGUGAAUAUUUUAUCAAACACUUGUUUAACUUCUCCAAAUUUCAUUGCAACAAAUUUAAAUGAAUCAAAUUUUGUUGUUGAUUUCUUUUCAAAUAUUAAAACAACAUUAAAUAGCAUCACAAAUAAUUUAACUUUACAACCGUAUAAUAAUUAUAUUAAAUCACUAACUGAUAUGGAGUAUAAAGGAAACUAUACACCAGUCGAAGGUGACAUAAAUAAUAAUAAUAAUAAUAAUAAUGCUGCUGCUGAUGAUGAUUACAAUACUGUUAACAAAGUACCCCUAAUUCACGACCAUACACCCUAUGGAGAUUAAUGAACUAUUUUAGAGGUGCUAGAGAAUUCCUUUCCUGGUUCUCCUGAUGUAAAUAUGUAUAAGCCAUUUUUCUACGUAACAAAGUAUAAUUUAUUCUCAACAAAAAUCAGAAACAGUUAUUGGAUUUUUAAAAAAAGGUUAUCGUUAAAAACAAACACAAAU